Nicotiana tabacum (common tobacco) is the source of this 877-nucleotide messenger RNA. RefSeq names its product ENTH domain-containing protein C794.11c-like. Gene Ontology annotation, molecular function: clathrin binding; phospholipid binding. Gene Ontology annotation, cellular component: plasma membrane; endosome; clathrin vesicle coat. Gene Ontology annotation, biological process: endocytosis. NCBI's taxonomy places the organism in Eukaryota, Viridiplantae, Streptophyta, Magnoliopsida, Solanales, Solanaceae. The record is from RefSeq and is a predicted model, not a curated record.
CUAAGCUAUAUAAAAGUACGAAAGUUCUAGGAGUAAUUGAUAAAAUAAUACCACCAAACUGACAAGAGAGGACGGCUCAUGUGUUGAUCGAUUAUCCCCAUAACAAAUUCGACAUGGAUUCUUCUCUGUUGCAUGAAUUCAGAAGGCAGGCUUCCUUGUUCCUCAAAGAGAAAAUCAGGACUGCUCGACUGGUUCUUACAGAUGUUACUCCUCCUCAACUGCUGGCAGAAGAAGCAACAAAUGGAGAUUUGAGUGCACCAAAUAUGCAAACCAUGAGACUAAUAUCACGUGCAGCCUUUGAAGUUGAUGAUUAUUGGAGGAUUGUUGAUAUUCUGCAUAAGAGAUUGUCGAAAUUUGAGAGAAGAAAUUGGAGGUCAUCUUAUAAGGCUCUAAUGUUAUUGGAAUACCUGCUAACUCAUGGACCACAAAGUAUUGCAGAGGAGUUUCCAAGCGAUGAAGAUGUUAUCAUACAGAUGGCAAGUUUUCAAUAUGUUGAUGAAAAAGGGUUUAACUGGGGAUUAAGUGUUAGAAAUAUGUCAGAGAGGAUCAUAAAGCUACUGGAAGACAGAAGCUACCUGAAAGAAGAGAGAGACAGAACGCGAAAAGUGACGGUUGGAAUAAAAGGGUUUGGGAGUUUCUGCAAACGUCCGACCAUUUCCGAGAGGUGCAAUACUGACUGCCAAUACAAACAAAGGCUGGGAAGUGCUCUCAAUGAUCCAAUUAGUGAUGAGAAGACAUAUCCCUUGAAAUGGGAUCACCAUCCAUUCUGUGAUACAGAGAAUAAUCAUAGCCAAGCUUCCUUGCUUUCCACCUCAGGAUGAAAUCAUGUACUAGUAUUACUUUUCUUUAUCAAUGAGAUUGUUACCUCAUCAAACCA